CCAGGCUACAUGUUAAAUGAUCUAAUAAUAAUUUCAAAAAAUGGUGAAAGAGGGUUUGUAAAUGUAAGCAAUAAGCAUUUACUUAUUGAAGCUGCAAAAAAUGGUAAAUUGCCUAAAUCAAUACAAGAUGUCGAAGUAGGUAACAUAAUACCAGGAUAUGUGAAAAGUAUUACUGAUUAUGCUGUAUUUAUUGGUUUCUUGGGUGGGUUUACCGCAAGGGCCAUGAGACAUACUAUUGCGGACCAUUAUGUCGCCAGUCCUGUUGGAUUAUUUUAUCCUCAUCAAUCAGUCAUUUGCCGUGUAAUUUCUGUUGAUACUGAAAAUUCAAGGUGUGAAGUGUCUUUAAAGUUAUCGGAUACCCCCGUUACUGCACUUCCAUACAUAUCGCAAGGCGAUUUUAUAAGAACCUAUUUUAAUGAACUUAUACCUCAAGAUGGACAAACGUCAAUUUCAACCAUCGAAAAAAAGGUCGAUAUCGGUGAAAUAGUUAAAUGUAAAGUAAACAAGCAAAUAUCUGAACGUGGAGUAUCAGGAUUUAAAGGGAAUGUCCUCUUAGAGGACAAUACGGAUGUCAAGAUAAAAGGGUUUAUACACGAAUAUCAAGCAAACUGUAGGGAUGAAGGGGUUAACGUGAAUGAUCUUUUAUAUGGAAUUGUGCUUGACUUAGAUAUGAAAGGAAAGCAAGCAGAUCUGGCAGUAAGACCUGAAUUAGUAGAUAAAUUUAAAAUACAGAGCAACAAGCCGAUUAAUAAUAAAUAUAAGGAACUCAAGAAGGUUUCUAAAAAGGGUAUUGCAGUUGAUGCCAUUAUUGAACUAGUUAAAGAUGACUAUAUUAUUGUUUCUCUUCCGGAACAAUGGAAUACGAUUGCAUUUGCUGCGGCGAAAAGCUAUAAUAAUCGAACACAACCUUUUAUGCGAUAUUCUUUUGGACAAAAAGUAAAAGUACAAAUAGUUCACGUUCCACAACAUAAGAAUGAAAAUAAUGUCAACGAUAAUAGUGUCAUAGAUCGCGUUUUGGUGGCACUUCAACAAGCAGCUGAUCAAGAAAAAUUUAUGAUAUCAGGUACAAAAUCUAUUGAAGAUUUUUCACCUGGACAAAAGAUUAAGGGUACUAUAACUGCAGUAGAAAAAUACGGUGUUUUUAUCAAGAUUAAUAAUAGUUCUGUAAGUGGUCUCUGUCAUAUAUCAAAAUUAUCAGAAGACUUUGUUAAAGAUGUGUCAGCACUAUAUAAAACUGGACAACAUGUAACUGCAGUGGUUUUGAACAUUGAUUAUACUACACAAAAAGUCGCUUUUGGUAUUAAAAACUCGUGUUUUAAGGAGCAUGGUAUAGAUUUACUUGAUGAAUCAGAUCAGGAUAUGGAUGAUGAUAUGGAGGUUGAAGAUGAUGCUGAAAAAUCAAAUUUACAGAUGGAAAUUGAUUCAGAUGAUCAAGAAAGUCAAAUGUCUGAUAUUAAUGAAAGUGAUAAUGAAAUGAUGGAAGUAAACAACAAUUCGCAAAAAGUUGAAAUCACGCCUUUGCCAAUUUCUAAAGAUAAAACAGAAGAUUUAUUGAAGCAUAAACCUGAAGUCAAUACUGAUUUUGAACGAUUACUCCUGGGUUCUCCUAAUUCUUCAUAUUUAUGGAUUAAUUACAUGGCUCAUCAACUCAAACUUUCUGAAAUAGAUAAGGCACGUGAAAUUGGUGAACGUGCUCUUAAAACUAUCAAUUUUCGAGAGGAACAAGAAAAGAUGAAUAUAUGGGUUGCUCUUAUGAAUUUAGAAAAUAAUUUUGGAACGGAUGAAAGUCUCGGUGGUGUACUGAAAAGAGCAUUACAGGCUUGUGAUCAAAAGAAAAUAUAUAUACUUCUCGUGGAUAUUUAUGAGCGGUCAGACAAGGAGGAGCUUGCACAACAAACAUAUCAAACUAUGUUGAAGAAGUUUUCUCAAAGCUCCAAAGUUUGGACAAAGAUGGGAUUGUUUCAUAUCAAGCAUGGUAACGUUCAAGCUUCUCGUGAUUUACUUCAACGAAGUUUGCGUUCCUUGCCAAAACGAAAACAUAUUAAAAUCAUAGCUAAAUUUGCACAAAUGGAAUUCAAAUAUGGAGAGGCUGAGAGGGGUCGUACAAUAUUUGAAGGAAUGAUGAGUAAUUAUCCCAAGAGAGUAGACUUGUGGUCUGUAUAUAUUGAUAUGGAAAUAAAGGCUGGUGAUUUCGAUAUAGUUCGGCGUCUUUUCAAAAGAAUUAUUGAAAUGAAGUUUUCAUCAAAAAAUAUGAAAUUUUUCUUUAAAAAAUGGUUAGCAUUUGAAAAGGAACAUGGUAAUGAAGAACAUAUAAAUCAUGUCAAAGAAAUGGCACAAAGUUUCGUAGAAUCAUUAAACUAG
Molecule: messenger RNA, 2361 nt
Organism: Dentiscutata heterogama
Lineage: Eukaryota; Fungi; Glomeromycota; Glomeromycetes; Diversisporales; Gigasporaceae
Source: the annotation of a GenBank genome assembly